GGAACUUGGGGGGGCUGCGGUUUUGGGUAGCCCCCCGAUGCCCAACGCCUGCUGCAACCGCCCGUACCGGCCCUACGCCACCCCUCAGGGACCCCCCCAGCUCAGGACGCUCCGAUCGGCCUCUGCGGGACGGCUGCCGGCUAAGCGCAAACUGGACCUGGAGGGCCCUGAGCUCCACACACCGAAGGGGAAGGGCAGGACUCUGGUACAGGUGCCCAGCCCCAGGACCCCCAAGUCCCCGGGUGAGAAGACACGCUAUGACACCUCGCUGGGGCUGCUCACCAAGAAGUUCACCCUCCUGCUGAGCGAGUCACCCGAUGGAGUGCUGGACCUCAACCGCGCCGCUGAGCUCCUGGAGGUGCAGAAACGCCGCAUCUACGACAUCACCAACGUCCUGGAGGGCAUCCAGCUCAUCCGCAAGAAGUCCAAGAACCACAUCCAGUGGAUGGGGACGGGGAUCUUUGAGGAUGCGGCGGUGGCAGCCAGGCAGCAGGUGCUGCGUGGGGAGGUGGCUGAGCUGGGCAGAGCAGAGAAGGCUCUGGACCAGGUCCUGCAGGAGUGCAGCCUGCGGCUGCGGCAGCUGACGGAUGAUGGAGCCAACCAGAGGCUGGCGUACGUCACCUACCAGGACCUCCGUGCCAUCAGCAGCUUCCAGGAGCAGACAGUGAUUGCUGUGAAAGCCCCCCCGGAGACACAGCUGGAAGUGCCUGACCUCAGCGAGGACAACCUGCAGCUGCACCUGAAGAGCACCAAUGGUCCCAUUGAGGUCUACCUGUGCCCAGAGGAGAUCCUGGAGGACAGCCCUACCAAGGACCACGACGUCCCCUCCAGCCCUGUGCUGCGGGACAGCAGCACCCAGCCCUCCUUUCAGAACAGCCCAGAGCCCCCCAUAUCCCUACAGCCGCCCGAAGGCCACCGUGCCCCAUCCUUAUCCCCGUCCCCUCCCCUCUCCAGCCCUGCAGAGCCCCACUCACUGCUGGAGGUGGGCGCAGGGCUGCUGGACUCCCCCCAUCACCUCUUGCAGCAGACAGAGGACCAGCUGCCCUGCGCCCCUUCCUAUCUGGACUCGGUGCCCUUCAUCCCCUUCUCACCCCCCCUGGAGCAGGAUGAAUACCUCUGGGGGCUGGAGGGUGGCGAGGGAGUCAGUGACCUCUUUGAGGCCUAUGACCUGAGUGAGCUGCUGCAGGACUGAGCCUCCUCCGUUCCCAACUGCUCCAUCCCUGUCCCCACGGCUGGGGAAGGGGCACAGUGCCUCGGGUGGCUUUGCUGGGGGGAACUGGGGGUCUCCACCCCAACUGCCCCAUGGGCUGCUGGCAGACCUUUGGGUGCUUGGAUACCGCAGGCCUUUGGGUACGGGGUUGGGGGCACCCACCUAGCAGUAAUGGGGCCCCUGCCAG
Lagopus leucura (white-tailed ptarmigan) is the source of this 1397-nucleotide messenger RNA. RefSeq names its product E2F transcription factor 2 (gene E2F2). The coding region runs from base 38 to 1192 and encodes 384 amino acids. Gene Ontology annotation, molecular function: protein dimerization activity; DNA-binding transcription factor activity, RNA polymerase II-specific; RNA polymerase II cis-regulatory region sequence-specific DNA binding. Gene Ontology annotation, cellular component: RNA polymerase II transcription regulator complex. Gene Ontology annotation, biological process: regulation of transcription by RNA polymerase II. The record is from RefSeq and is a predicted model, not a curated record. The transcript has 6 exons. NCBI's taxonomy places the organism in Eukaryota, Metazoa, Chordata, Aves, Galliformes, Phasianidae.